UGGCCGCGCGCAGUUAUACGCAGACAGGAUCGUUGCCUUCGCGAAGUGAAGUUUUGAUGUUUUGGUGAAAAAUCGCGAAUUUUUCAAUGAAAAUAGUUGAGUGAAUUUUCCGAUCGGAUUGUGGUGAUUGUGACCCAGUGGAUUACGAUCGAGAUGGUGUUUGGAUUUUGAUUUCAAAGGUGAAAUAAUUUUGUGAAGAAUUUUAAAGUUUAAUGUCCUUUUUGUGACAAUCGGCGAGAAAAAAAGGUUCUGAGAUUCAAGGAAAACAAAAAUUGUCUCGGCGUUCGAAUUUUUCCAAUGGUGAAAAUUGUUUGAUGAGAUACCUAUUGUUAGUUUGAAAAUCAUUGCUAACUUCGAAUGAUUAUUGUCGAUGUAUUCGGAUAAUGAUAGUGCAAAAUAAAAUUUAAUAAAAAGGAAGAUUCCGACAGAUGAUUUUGGGAUUAGUAAAUUAAUCAAAAUACGAUUACUGUUCCCCUGAAUGCGUGCGGAGUGCGAAAGAUUCAGUGAAGCGAAUAAUGUUUCAUUUCGGAAGUGUUUUACGGUGAAAAUUCCCAAAGGAUAUUCUACUGAUUUGAAUAAGUCGUUCGCCUUGAAAGGAAAAACUGUCUGGGUUUAAUCCGUGGAAGUGCUAAUGGUCGAAAGAAGAAAGGAGUUCUAAUCUUGGACGAUUCUUGGAAGCUAAUCCAUCUAAAUGCCUCCACCCUCUUAAGGCGAUCGCACCGACCGAAUCGAACCACGAGGCACGGUACGAACCCUGCCUGCCUGCGCGGCUGGGGCCAACAGCCAGCUAGGCUAGGCCAAGCCAUCGGCUGGCUGACCAUAAAGGACUCUUCGAUCGUCGCUCUCUCAACAGGAAUAGGCAAAAAGCCUUCGACUCGGUACCAGCAUUAUCCUUUCUCUCGCACAGUUUCGCCUGAAAUCGACUUCGAGAGCGAGCGUGUGAGUCAGUGAGUGAGAGCAGCAGUCAGCGAGCAAGCAAGGACAUUCCACACACGUAGGCUGCUCCGAAUGGGUGAAAGAGCCGAGAGGCCCAUCAGUUGCCAUCGGGCAGAGUUCUGAACCGGUUGUCGUGCGCGUCGGGACACUGAGGAUUGAAAAACGAGGUCACACCGUAUCGUCGCGUACUGCCCCAUCCACCCAGAAGCAAGAGGAAGGGAAGUGGACCCCGAACGGGUGAAGAUAAUACAAUCAAAGUGAUAGAGGCUCGUCGCGCCGCUAGUUCGAGGCUGGAAAUUCGUUAUUCGGUUUUUCGAUAGAACGGUCUCGGUUCGACGAUUUUCGGCGUAAAUUCGGAGUGGUUCCCGUUACGGAGUGCAUCGAAUUGAUCCGCGCUGUCGGGUUUGAUCAAGAAGAAUUAGUUGAGCAACAGCAACAGCAGCAGCAGAAGAAGUGGUAGAAGCAAAUAAUUAAAUAUUCCGCCUGUGCCGUGUGAGCGAGUGUUUGUGCCAGGCAGGAAAGAAAGAGAAUCUACGGAGUGCUGUUGAUGCUUCUCGGGAAGACGAGUGCGGUGCUUGUGUCUAUGUUUCUUUCUAUGCUAGCCCAGCAGGGUGGAGUGCGGGGGAGGGUGAUUAAGUGGAAUGAGUGAGCCUCCUCUGUCGGGUUCGUUCUCGGUGUUUCUAGUCUUCUGCUCCUAGGCAGGCAUAAGCAGACGACGGCCUCCGUCCGUCCAUCCGUGCUUUGUGUGUUCUCCGAAACCUGGAAUUAUUCUCCAUACACUUCAGGUCGUCUUGUCUGAAAAAGCGCUGAAUCCAGGAUUUGUGCCGGUGUGAGUGCGUUUGUGUUUGGUGAAUUCACUCGCCAGGAACGCAAAGAACCCCUCGCCCCUGGGUUGACCGGAGUUGUGAAUGUAUCUGCUGCCGAUGCCAGUUUAGAAGAAACAGACAUGUGAUAAAUGUGAACGAAGCGGUGUUCACCGAAAAGCGAAGAGUCCCAAGAAGAGCACUCAAGUACCAAGUGGCAAGAAGAAUGUGAAAAAAAUGACGAAAAUCCUCGACGAAACUCGACCGAGAUGUGCUUAGACAGUGUUUCGAGGCGUUUUUGUUCUAGUUUGGGAUAAUUUCCAUCAUUUCGGGGGUGAAAAUCGAUAAUCCUCCACUCGAGAGGUGGGAAGCUCUGUGAAUACGUAAAACAAAAAGCACUGAAAGUGUGAAACCAGUGCAUUAGCAUAAUCGCUCCAAAUCCCAGAAAACGGAGCGUACGUGCGUGCGAGAGUGUUGCACGUUCCACAAUGUUGGCCGAAGGAACAUUGCACAAGAAAUACAAGAUCUCUUUAUCGUUGAAUCGUGCCAACGAACCCAGCCAUGACCGCAGCAGUAGCCCCAACAGGAUAGGUCGGAAUCUACUGGUCUCCCGACAACCAACGCAAUCGGACGAUGAUUGCAUCAGUAGCCUUGAUAGUAGGAUCAGUAGUGAUAUCGACAGCUGUCUACGGCUUCGGCCGAACCUGCUGGAUUGCUCCUGCCAAGCGGACUCCAUUAGCGAUUACGGCCACAACGACAUGCUGCCCAGCUGCCGCCGAAUGCCCAGCAUAAGUCACCCCAACUCUAGCACCAGUAGCAGUAGUAGCUCUACCCGCAAAUCCGGCCGGCGGAGACAACGGCGACCGGACACCGUUAAAAAAGUCCGAGUGAGAAACCCCAACCGGACCUUCAUCGCCGAACUGCGACGGUCAACCACCUCCCUAGCGUUAGUCCUAAUUACCACCCUCCUAGUGCUGCUGCACCCCGUCCGGGUAUCCUCGGUGCUGCUGGAUCCGAACGGGGAUGGCACGGGACCGGCCGGGGCGCCAGUGCAGGUCUUCGGCGGCGAUGGCUUCGGCAGUCUGAACCUGGAGAAGAGCAUCGCGGCCGUCUUUAGCCGAGUCGCGUACGGUUCCACCACCACGACCAAGCGUAGCAUACCGGACAACGUGUACGUGCCCAGUCUGACGACCGUUUCGACGCCCCUGCUGACGACGUUUAGGUACCGAGAAAAGGACAAGGAUCCGCUGGGUCUGGGCGGCAGCGGCGGAGGCAGUGGAGCCGGUCUGGGUGACGGAUUCGGCUCCGGGGUGGGUGGACCGCCCGGCAUCGGGCGAGACCCCCACUUCAACCAGCAGCAGAUCAGUGCCAAUCAUCGGAACUACGAACUGGACCUGGAGCGGGACCAUGUGCUGCCCACGUCGGCACCGAACGCGGAAAUCCUCAAGAGCAACAGCAACCCGACCUACCCGAACCCGAACCGGCACCACGGGCACGACCGGCACCGGCACUCCAACUCGACGCCCUAUCCGCAUGGUCACAACAAGAAAGGCUUCCCCACCAACCCGAUGGGGGACAUCCCGUCCUACUCGCCGCCGUCGCGAACCUUCUUCACGCCACCACUGCCUCGCAACUACACCAACCCCUUCGCCGACAAACCGACCUUGCGCGGAACCAACAGCGACAGCACCAUCAUCAACACUGGCAGCUACGUCAACAGGCGGCCACUACCGCCGCCCAGCCUGAUGCCCGGUCACGAGCGGAUCCCCAUUCGGCCGGACCUGAAUGGCUCGGUGAAUCCGCAAAAACCGGCCCUACCGAUGGAACCGGUGGCGGUGAAUGGCGGCGGCGGCGGAGGUGGCUCUGGUGGUCCCGGUGGGGGUCCUCCGUCCAGCUCGUCCCAAUCAAUCGACGCCCAGCGGAAGAAGGCCCUCAACACACCGUCGGAGAAGAGCAACAAGCUGGAUUCGGCGAAAAGCUACGGAGUAGACAGUAAGUUCAUGCUCGAUGGGAACGCGAACUCCAGUGCGAUAUUGCCCAAUGGGAUGCACUUUCCGUCGAUUUCGCGAAUACUCAGCGGUUCCAACGGGCGGACGCAGACCAUUCCGGACGUGUUGCUACGAUCGGUUACUUCGGCACCCCGACCGAACCAGCCUACAUUUGAUCUGAACCCAGCGGUGACUUCGUUAAGUAAUUCGAAAAGUUUAAAUAAGGGGAACGAUAGGAACGAUGGGGAUGAUGAUGGGAUGGAUUUUGAGAAUGGAGGGGAUGGCGGUAGGGAUCAGGACGAUGAGGAUGACGAGGACGAUGAUGACGAUGAUGUAGUUGGGGAGAAGGAGGGGAGUGCGUAUUCGACGCAGGCACAGAGCGUGCUGACAAGUACGAUGAGCUCGUUGGUUCAUUUGUCAUCCUCGUCGUCGCCGAUCACGCAGAAGAUGCCGAAUCUGAAUCUAAAAUCGGUCAUGGUCAAAGCCAAUGCUAGCGGGGAAGACGGUCAAUUAGGUAACGGGUACGGGAAUGAUAGGAAUUUUGCAAGCGAUAUAGAAGAUAUCAACACGUGGACGAUCGCGUUGAACAUUCACGUGUACUUAUCGGCGAUUCUGUUCACAAUACUGGCCGUGUAUUCGAUAUUUAAGAUUAUAUUCUAUGAUAAGUUGACGCACCUCUUCUCGCAAUCGUACUUUAUCAGUAUUCAUUUGAUCUUGAUCAUAAUCUGCCUGUUGCGUAUUUUCUACCUUUGCUAUGACGCUUACAAUCUACACUCUAGUUUUAAUUUGUUUACGUCGGAGCUGCUGCUGAAUUUGCCACUGACGUUCCUGACGACGACGUUCGCGAUAUUGAUUCUGUUUCUGCUGCUGCGAUCGAUCAAUCACAAAACGAAUCGGUACAGUUCGAUCCUGCGCCCUUUGACGAUCAUCAUCGGCUCCGGAGUGCACGUGGGAUUGUGCAUAACGCUGCAUCUGGUGGAGUCGUACGAGAUGCAGCAGUUCUACCACAAGCAAGCCCAACUGAUUGCCAGCAAUCGGGGAGGUCAGGGCGGUCAUGUUCCCACCAAUAUCCAAAUCCCACCGAGAGUGCUGUCGUUGAUCUGCCAGAUUAUUUACAUAUUUAUCUGUUUGUCCUUGGGGAUUCUGUAUCUGUACAUGUAUCGGUUGUUGAAGCGGAUUCUGCACAAGAGCCAGAACUACAUCCAUGGGUAUAACAAUUUGUCGUACGCCAUUCAUAUUACGAUCGCAACGGCGCUGCUGUUCAUCCUGUUGGCGGCGUUGCAGAUCUACGGUGCCAUUAGCAUUAGCUCGCAGACUAAGGUGAAGCUCUCGCCGAAUAGCAAUUUGAACGACAACUCCGCCAAGAAGACGCUGUGGGCACUGCCAAUCGAGAUGAAUUGGUUCCAGUGGGGCUACCAAUUUAGCUUGAGGAUAAUAGAGAUCGUGAUAAUUGCAUUGCUUUCUUGGGUGACGGGGUUAAAGACGGGAACUUCGAAGGUUAUUCAGAGAGAGAAGGACAUGGAACAGCCGAAUGCCAGCGGGUUCGCCCUGUUUCCGUGCACGUCAUCUUCGAGCCAGGAGAAUUUUGAGACUGACUACCCAGCAGUUUGUAACGCUAAUACCAACCUACAUACGUACACGUUGCGGACCGGGAAGCCCAUAUACGAUGAUAACUUUGCGCUGAACUCGUUGAAUUUGGAGCAGAACAGCAACCAGGAUCUACAGCUGGGUCCUGGGGGUGGCGAUUUCCAGCGAUCGAUCGAGACGAACAGCAUGCGAUCGAGUUCGCACAACUACAGCAACAAUUACAACGGAAGUCAGCAGGCCGAGCAGCAUGAUGAUUUUAUGAACGAUAACGAGCAAAUUCCCGAUCAUUACGAGAACCCGAAUUUCGAGCUGAAGCAUCAUCAUCGAGGGGAACCUCGAGAUGGGCCACAGUAUCAUGACAUCAUGGAUAACUGUUAUUCGGAACCGAUCAACGCUCCGCCAUACGAUACGAAGAGCUUGAGGGGCGCUGCAGGUGGUCCUCCGGUUCAUAUACAGCAACCUCCUCGGAACUACGACUUCCAGAACUUUGAACGACCGUCGUUCGACCAGGCGGCUUCCUCGCAGUCAAUUUCCCGUGGAGAGUUCCGGGCGUCGAAGAACCUGAAAACGCUGAAGAGCGGUCAGGCGAACUACGACGGUACGAAUACGGUGGGCCACCACCACUACAACCACUUCAACAACUACAACGAUUCGUUCGAGAGGAGAAUCGGCGUGCGGAAGAGUGGAACGCUGAACAACAUUGGCGGAAUGCACUUCAAUCAGCAUGUUGGGGGAAGUGGGCGGAAUAACAAUAACUCGACCUCGUCGGCUUCAUCUUCGGCUUCGUCCAACAACCGGGGUGCAAUACAACAUCAACAGCAGCUGCAGGGACGACCUCCUCGGGGGAUUGGCCCGGAGCGUCACAUGAACGGUGCUCAGACGUUAAGCACAGCUGGCCGAGGUGGUCCAGAUCAUCACCACCAUCACCAUCAUCAUCCCCAGGCAGCGCCGAGGAAUCUCCCUGGAGGAGAGCUCGUCCACCCGGGAAGUUUUAACGAUCGAUUGGUGAACGGAGGCGGAUUUGUUACCGGAGCUGAUCUGUCGUCCCAGGAUAACAUUAACAAUUGUGAUGAUAACAGCAGCUCGGCGAGCUACUACCACAGCAAGAAGCGUUCGCGGGAGUCGUCCAGCUCGAGCUACACGGGCUUCAACAACAAUGGCAGUGAUCACGGUCCGCCGAACCAUGAUCCGGGCAGUACGUCGCCGACGGUGUCCGGUUCGAACGUUCCGAUCAAUGGGUUGGGUGGUAGCAGCUCGGGUGGUUCCUCGAGUGGAGUUUUGCCUGGUAAGAUGGGCCCUGCCGUGGCGGCGUCGUCGUCGUCCGGGGCGGGUGGCGAAGGCGGUGAUAGCUCGACGAUGCUCGUCGCCGAGCAAGGUUUCGUGCGGUUCCGAGCGCUGGAAGAGCCCACGCUCGGCUCGCGAACCAACAUUAGGGAUAAGAACAAGCUAUUUAUGAAUUCUUAGAGUUUAAUCAGUCGGCAGCAGCAACUGUAAUAAAAUGGCAGCGAUUUUUGCAUUUUCACACAUAGGUUCUUUUUUCGACUUGUAGAAAUUUAGGAUUUACAAUGGCGCAGAAGAGGUGAUACCCAUUCGAUGGUUCACGACUCACGACUUCUCCCCCGCAAAAGCCCCCCCCUCCAUUAGUGAACCGAACAAAUGAAUAAAAACAAAACAAAUGUUGUGUCUCGUUGUAAAUAGUUAGCGCGAAAAUGAAAUGCAAACAAUUCAAGUCAAGUGAUCGAUUUAUUACAUACUAAAGUAAAUUAAAUUGAAAGAAAUCUACGAUUUUUAGUGUUGUAAGGCCCUCCCCCGGAGGUAGUUGUGUAUAAAGUUAGGAGCAGCAAGAUUCCCCUUCAAUUCUUUCGAACAAAUUAAAGGAUAAUCGUCGUCGGCCUACCCUUCGUUGUAAAUUAUCGUUAUUUUCCUAAGUCUUUUCCCCCUUUUCCAUUGCUUAAGACACGAAGAGAAAAAAAUAUGUCGCUUCAAUGUAUAUUAAACUCUAUCUCUCACACCUUCUCGUUCAGAAAAAACAUAAAUUUCCUAUCUCGAUAAAUCACCAACAGAAGCGAAGAAGAAAACAAAAUGCAUUUCUUUCCUCCCAUUCCCCCCUUUGAUUGGCGCAACAACAAAAAAUGUGAAACAAAUUGCAACAUUGGAACUUAGCAGGCGUGGAAAAGAAAAUCCCCGUCUCUUCUCCCCGUUCCCUUCAGAUCAGUGCAAUUAAUUAGUGAGAGAAAUGUUGCAAUUUGCCCCCAAACUACAAACUUAAGAAAGCGAAAACAAAAUGGAUAAAAAAAAUAAAGAAAACAUAAAUGGAACAAGCAACCAAUUGUGAUGAUUUAAUCCGUCGUUUAUCUUUGACACAAAACUGAAAACACAAUACAGAUGAUCACAAACAAACAUACAAACACAGACCCCGCAAAAAAAAAAGCAACCAACAAAACAAGUAGAGUGAAAUAGCACGCAAGCAGAAUCACACGGAAAGAUGAGUUAAGAAGAAGAUUUAAUAGCUGACCGUUUAAUAGUCGUUGCAUUGCAUGUCGGUCGAUGUCGAAUGUUGUGUCAAAGUCGCGCGCACGUAUCGAAGCAGCAGCCAAGGCGCCGAUGAUUUCGUGCAGAUCUAUAUAUGUUUUAAAUGGGAAUAUUUUAAAUACCGAACUUGUGUAUAUUUACAAACUGAUCAGAACCGUGACAGUGACAGUGGCAGUGUUAGUGAACCGAAACGGGAGACGGUCGUCUGAAAUGAGUUAAGCUUUGCGAACAUUAAAGGUCAGAAACUGUAUUAAUAGAUACCGAAUUUAGUUGGUUUUAGUAUUUUAUUGUACUCGUGAGAUGGUUUUAAAUAUUUGUUUUAUUUUUUUAUAUUUUAAAUUAUUUGAAUAUUUAACAUCUUUCGUAAUACUUUUAUUUAGCAGAGCAAGGUGAGUUGAAAGUCGAAUAUUUCUAAAAUCGUAGAUACAAAUGUUUCUUGACAUACGGCCUAUUCCAAAUUUCCAUGAGAAAUCUCGCUUAACUUUUCAAAAUGACCUAAGUAACAUUUUUUCAUGAAAUUAUUUGAAUACUGCAAUCAAUAGCUUUCAUGUUGUUCUGUUGAUUGCGCUAUUCAAAUUAAUUCAUGGAAAAAAUGUUACUUAGGUCCUUUUGAAAAGUUAAGCGAGAAAUCUUUGAUUUUCUUACAAGAAAUUCUUCAGGAAUGCAGAAAAUAAAUCAUUAGCAUUUUCACAAAACAACUUUUGGAAUCUACACGAGAAAUUUUUCAAUAUUUCCACGGGAAAUUCUUCUAAAUAUCUCAUGAACAUUUUAGGAAAAUAAACAAUAAUAUAUCUACGUGAUUUACGGAGGCUAUUUUAUGAAAUUUUCUUGGGAGAUUUUUCGGAAACUUCAAAAAGAUUUUUUU
This is a messenger RNA of Armigeres subalbatus, 8711 nucleotides long. RefSeq lists its product as uncharacterized. The record is from RefSeq and is a predicted model, not a curated record. The transcript is spliced from 5 exons. Lineage: Eukaryota; Metazoa; Arthropoda; Insecta; Diptera; Culicidae. Bases 2228 to 6778 code for a protein of 1516 amino acids.